Exophiala bonariae is the source of this 1065-nucleotide messenger RNA. RefSeq lists its product as uncharacterized. The record is from RefSeq and is a predicted model, not a curated record. Lineage: Eukaryota; Fungi; Ascomycota; Eurotiomycetes; Chaetothyriales; Herpotrichiellaceae. The coding region runs from base 1 to 1065 and encodes 354 amino acids. Gene Ontology annotation, molecular function: methyltransferase activity. The transcript has a single exon.
AUGGAUGAAGCAAGCGCUACGAUAUACCCUGGAGAAGAGCAAGACUCAAAUUGUGCUCAAGACAAUCAGUGGCUGCUUUCUAUACCACAACUCCUCCCCGAAGGAGUGCCAUCGCAAUCAUUCUUCGAUAGCCGCUCUGCAGACCAUCUUCCAGACCUCGAUGACGAAGGAUACAGCGAUGGUGCGAGCAGCCCUACGCCCAGUUCAACGACGAUAAGCUCCACGGUCCACGAGGGUGUCUGGGAGAACAACCGCUGUUACCCAAGCUAUGGUCGCCAUGAGUACGGUUUACCGAUCGAUACAGAGGAACAGAAAAGAAUGGUGCUUCAACAUGAAAAGCAUAAACUUCUGCUUGGAAAACCUUAUCUUGCUCCACUCGGCUCUACACCACAGAAAAUUCUUGAUCUAGCAACAGGGACGGGACUAUGGCCCAUCGAAGUAGCAGAUCAGACACCAUCGGCUCAAGUAAUCGGGGUUGAUAUUGCACCCAUAGCGCCUUUGCUUGUUCCUCCGAACUGCUCAUUCGAGAUUGAUGAUAUUGAGCGGACUUGGAGUUGGUCGAAGAGUAGUUUCGAUUUGAUCCACAUCAGAGAACCCUUAUACUGCAUCCGCGACUGGGACCGACUAUUCAAUCAGAUAUAUACUCACCUCAAACCUGGUGGCUGGGUUGAAAUUGCCUGCACUUACAUGCGACCGAUCCGCAGAGGCGGGAAGUCGGCCAUCACUUCCGAAUUCACACGAAUGUGCGACCAGCUGAUGUCAGCCUCCGAGAUCUUGGGGACUUCUUCGAGGUUUCCUCCACAACUCACCAAGAACUUGCGCAACAGAGGCUUUGUGAAUGUUGUCGAGAAUGUUUUUGAAACCCCUACAACUCCCUAUGCAACCACCGACCUAGAUCAAAAGAUCGGUCUGCUUGAAAUGUUGAACCUAGACAUGGGGACGCCGUCAAUUGGAUUGCGAAUAAUGGAAAGGGCAUUUGGUUGGUCUGAAGCAGAGACUGAAAUGCGUAUGCAGAGUUUUAAGAAGAGCUCAAGGAUGUUGAGGAGGGGAGCAUAUUUUCAAUAG